Molecule: messenger RNA, 727 nt
Organism: Microplitis demolitor
Lineage: Eukaryota; Metazoa; Arthropoda; Insecta; Hymenoptera; Braconidae
Product: lipopolysaccharide-induced tumor necrosis factor-alpha factor homolog
Exons: 4
Coding region: 176-535 (119 amino acids)
Molecular function (GO): zinc ion binding
Source: RefSeq, a predicted model, not a curated record
UUUAAAAAACCAUUAUUAUUAUCAGCACUUUAAUGUGAUAACGUGCUGGUAUAAUAAUAUCUAAAUGCACUGGUGACAUCAUUAGUCAUACCUGUGUUUAUCAGUUAACUAUACUGAUUGUGAUUGCUAUUGAGGACAGUCGUACUUUAACAAAAGUUUCGAUUUUAAGAUAGAAAUGGACAAACAAGGAGUACCGCAUUAUGAUCCGGGUGUUCAACCACCACCACCAGGAUUUGCUCCACCGCCGCCAUAUUCUUCUGGACCUCAACCACCUCCUCAAGCACCUGGAGUUAUUUUUAUACAACAAACAACAUUCGGGCCUGAUACAAUGCGAUUAAGUUGUCCUCAUUGUCAGCAUGACAUUUCCACAAGAGUUGAAACGGAAGCGAGCACUAAAACUCAUCUUUUUGCUCUACUACUUUGUCUUCUUGGAUGCUGGUGCUGUGCUCCAUGUCCUUAUUGUAUGGACAGCUGUUUGGUAAAGAAACAUUACUGUCCUUCAUGCAAACAAUAUCUUGGAAGUUAUGAAAAUUAAUUUAUUAAUUUUCCCAAUCCUUACUACCAUAAUUAUUAUUAUUAUUAUAUUUUUUUUUUUCUGUUUUUUUCAUUCAGUCAAAUUAACUUAUAUUUAAUUUCUUAAGAAAUAAAUGCCAUUAAGUUGUAAGUGCAUUUAAUUAACGAUAAAUCUAAACUUUCUGAGAGAAUAAUAAUAAUUAUUAUUUAAUUA